AUGUCACCUUUACAUUAUGCAUGUAAAGCAAACAACUUUGAUAUUGUAGGAAUAUUACUUAGACAUAAAGCAAACAUUAAGUUGACUGAUAACGCAGGCAGAACCCCACUUCAUGUUAUUUGUGAAAGAUGUAAAAUUUUGUGGUCCCUACGACCAUCGGAUUAUCCUGAUAUUCAUGUUAGUAGAAGCAAUACUGAAAGCAAGUCAAUUGUCAAAUCAUUGAUUGAUUUCGAUGCAGACGUGAAUGCACGUGACAAAUUCGGGGAGUCUCCAUUACAUAAAACCUGCAAGUAUGAAGAUUAUGAACUUGUAAAAAUGCUUCUUUCCCUAAAACAAUCAGACAUCAAUUUACAAAAUAUAUGGGGUCAGACUCCAUUGCAUUUAGCGUGUGAUUGCGGAUAUGAAAACAUAGUUCAGUUAUUAUUGACAGAAAAGCUGAUUGUUUUAAAAACAGAUGGCCAAGGAAAAUCUCCUCUCGAUGUUUCUUUGGAAAUUUUGAAACGAAUUAAAGAUAAUCUAGCCUAUUACAUAUGGUUGGAUAAUUGUGAUACGUGUGAUAUUGCUUUAUAUGACGAAAGUUUGGAAUCUUCUUCUUUCAAUUACUAUUUAAACAUUGUUAAUCUUUUGACUGAGGACAAUGCAGAUAUAUCUAAGUCAUGA
Mytilus trossulus (common blue mussel) is the source of this 660-nucleotide messenger RNA. Its product is annotated as ankyrin repeat domain-containing protein 27-like. Bases 1 to 660 code for a protein of 219 amino acids. NCBI's taxonomy places the organism in Eukaryota, Metazoa, Mollusca, Bivalvia, Mytilida, Mytilidae. The record is from RefSeq and is a predicted model, not a curated record. Gene Ontology annotation, molecular function: protein binding. The transcript has a single exon.